Molecule: messenger RNA, 2001 nt
Organism: Rhipicephalus microplus (southern cattle tick)
Lineage: Eukaryota; Metazoa; Arthropoda; Arachnida; Ixodida; Ixodidae
Product: neprilysin-1
Biological process (GO): protein processing
Cellular component (GO): plasma membrane
Molecular function (GO): metalloendopeptidase activity
Source: RefSeq, a predicted model, not a curated record
AUGACUGUUCUGAUCGCUUACGCGGCAACGUGUGCCUUGCUGGCGCUUGCUCACCAGCUCCAUAGUCGUCGUGGACUGGCGAUCUACCUUCCGAUGUUCAGGUUCACCACCACAGACGCCAACGUAUUCAACGACUCCUCGCUCGACCAAGAUGUACCAGAUGGCUGCGACGAGAAGGAAGUUAGCCGCGUGACUCGCCUGCUGACCAGCAGCUUGAACAUGACAGUGGACCCCUGCAAAGACUUCCACUCAUACGUCUGCAGCGGAUUCAAGGGAAUCGUACAAACAUCUUUGCUCGACGACAUGGAAACGAACGUGACCACGUCCAUCUCGAGCUUCUUCCACCACAUAACUCGUGGCGUCGAGAGGUCGUCUCUGCCAGAGGCUCUGAAGAAGGCUGUGGAAUUUUACGCGAGUUGCGUGAAGCCCGUUCACACGAAUGGACGGACCCACGCAUUGGCGUCUUUCUUCAAGGAGCAGGAUUUUUCGUUCCACACCAAGAUCAUCGGCUUCCUGGAAACGACACUAGAGCUUCAGUUGAGGUUGGGCCUCCAGAUCUUCUUCACACUUGUGAUGGACCCUUAUCCGCGAUUUCAGGAAACUGCUCGCUACGUCUACCUCCGCUCCAGUCGUAUUUUUGAAGAAUGGAAGCGGGCGAGGAAAGUUUUGCUCAGGAGCGGCUCGUACGCCAGGUACGCUAGCGCGGUCAUUUUGGCCACGGGAUUCGACGAGAAGGGCACCUCCGACCUUAUUCGUAGAGUAUGGUACGUCGAGUCCAAACUCAUGAGCCGCUCGAUCAAGCCGAAAAGUGUGCUUAACGGGAAAAAGCUUGUGGCCAAGUGGAAGGAACUGCUUCACCAGUACUCCCGAGGAGCCUUGAUGGGAACGUACCAACUUAGCUUGCAGUCCAGGCCAUCCGUGUUCUUCCACCAAAUGAUGUUCAAGGCCAACGACGCGGAACAAUCACUGUACCUAACCUGGGAAGUGGCGCGGCACCUGGUCAGCGCGAGCGGCUUCGCUGAAUUGGGAAGCAACUCCGAUCGGCGGGCUUACUGCUUCGACACGACGUACGCAUUCUACGGUCCCGCGAUUUCCGCUGCUCUCUUGUUCCCGUUCGUCAACAACAGCAGGCUAGAGCAGGUCCGAAGAAUGGUCAGAACAUUGGCGAGCGAAGUCUACGAGAGCAUUGAGGACUCGGAUUGGGUGCUGCCCGAGACGAAGGCGAAGUUGGCCACGAAGCUCCGGCUCGUAACAUGGAAACUCGGCUACGAUCGGAACCUGGGAAACUGGUCCGGCCUUAGCCACUACUAUGAAAACUACCCCAUCGCAUCGGGAAUAUUCUUGACGGACUUCGUCAACACGAAUGCAGCGCACGUUUUAAAGUUCUUCGAACUUAAGCGUCAUCUCCGAGAACUGGACUUCAGCUUCAAAAGCGACGUCGUAGGCGCGUUCUACGAGGGCCCCAACGUCCUCGUAAUCCCUGCCGCUUCCAUGCUAAGUCCGCUGUUCAACUACGGUGCCUCGCCGGCGAUCAAUUAUGGCUUCUUGGGCAGCGUCAUCAUGCAAAACUUAAUGCGCGCUUUUGGUCAUAACAAUAUGCUGACCGACGGCUUUGGCUCUCCUAUAAGUUGGUUUCCAGAAGAGCGCGCAGAUUUCGAGGACCGGUACCAGUGCGACCGCACGUCGGAAGUACGGGACAGUGAGGUUGAUCCACUGGCUGGCGUAUCAGUCGGCGCGCAGGCGUUCUUUCGGGCCUACAAGAGGGCAUCCGCUGCUCGGGGCAAUCGCAGCUGCGCAUUGCCGGGUCUCGAGGGGCUCACCAGUGACCAAGUGUUCUUCGUCAGCCGCUGCCUGCUCCGCUGCCAAGACGUGCAGGACACCACGGACGGCAUCCACUUGGAGGACCACACUUGCAACCUUAUGGCGAAGCACUCAGCCGAGUUCGCCAACGCAUUUAAUUGUCCGAUUGACCAUAGCAACGUAUUGUGUGACGUGUGGUAG